GCACACACCCCGAUAUAGAAUGACAGCACAUUGCCACAAUUUAAAUGACACUGCCUCUGCCUCUGCGGCAGGACGGGUGCUGCAGAGAGCACCAGCCACAGCAGCUGUCCACCCUCACAGAACAUCUUCAUCAUGGCCUAUAAAGCAGCACAUUUGGCCUUCAAGUCACGCUGGCACAAGACGGACGAAGAGCUCUGUCGGCACAGUAUGUCCUUUGUCUUGCACAAGGCGAUCCAAAAUGACUUCUUUAAGUGUUACCUUUACCUGCUGGAGAAGCUUCCCCUGGUGAAACUUUAUGCUUUGACAAGUCAAGUCAUCAACGGGGAGAUGCAGUUCUACGCCAGGGCCAAGCACUUCUACCGGGAUGUGCCAGCCACGGAAGAGGGAAUGAUGGGAGACUACAUCGAGCUCUCCAACACAGAUGUUGAAUCCUCCAGGGAAUUUCUCAGGAAGUUUGUUGGGGGGGUGGGGAAGGCCGGCACCAACCGCGCGCUGGACUGCGGCUCUGGGAUAGGCCGGAUCAGCAAGCACGUCCUGCUGCCGGUGUUCAAGAGCGUGGAGCUGGUGGAUAUGAUGGAGAAUUUCCUGGCCGAGGUCCCAAACUACCUGCAGGGCAAGGGGGACAGAGUAGAGAUGUAUUAUUGCAAGAGCCUCCAGGAAUUCACUCCAGCCCCACAGAGAUACGACGUCAUCUGGAUUCAGUGGGUUUCAGGGUAUCUGACAGAUAAAGAUCUCCUGGAGUUUCUCAUCCGGUGCCAGAAUGGCUUGAAGGAUAACGGUGUUAUCAUUCUCAAGGACAAUGUAGCCAGGGAGGGCUGCACCCUGGAUUGUCUGGACAGCAGCGUGAUCCGAGACCUGAACAUCCUGCACAGCCUCAUUGAAAUGAGCGGACUCACCAUCCUGCGAGAGGAGAGGCAGGAGGGCUUCCCGGAGCAGUGUGUCCCUGUGUGGAUGCUGGCCAUGCAGAAAGGCCCUGGCCAGUCCUAAUUGCCCAGGGGGACUGCAGAGACUGGGCUGUGGAUGAACCACUGCACUGGGAAGGAAGAAAGCAUCUAUUGGAACACUCCUAACCAUGCACUGCUACUACUGCAGCUCUAGGGCAGCAACUCCUAAAGGGUCAGGAGAGAAUUACAAUGGAGUCGGCUUCUCCAGGGAAUAGUCUGCUUCUAAAUCCUGCCUGCCUCAUCAUUCUUCCAAUUUUUAAAAGCCUUUCUAACAGCUCCUUGUUGGAUCUCUCUUUCAUUAAGGAGUCAACACUGGAUAAAACUUAACCAAUAGAAAAUAAUUAGGUGAAUGAAUGAAAUGAAUGAAAUGAAUUUUCUGUAGUUGCUAAUACAAUUUGGAGUGUUCUGUACAAGGUGUUAACAAAUAAGCCUGGUUUUUAGUAUGGCACUUAAAUCUUCUUGGAAUUUAAGAAGGAUGUGUUGGAUUACUGCAGCAGGAAAUUCAAAUAACUUCUUGGAAAACUGAACCCAAAUUUUGACUGUUCUCACAAUCUGUACUUCAAAAUAUUUAAACCAAAAAUCUAAGGGAAGUUUUAUCUUUUUAUUGGCAUCAGCUGUGCAGUUUAUUUAUUUUCUUUCAUUUCUGUCAAUUUGGACAAUAAACCAACCUGGUUAAUUUUCCUUUUUUAGGCACUACUUCAUCUUCCUGAUGUUUCUGCCACAGAACAAUAGCAGUACAUAAGGGAUUUCACACUCUGGGGGAGAACUUAGCUGACAAAUCUAUGCAUGUUUGCAUUGAAAUUUUGUGAAAAGUUUGCCCCACAAAUUGCAUUCUGGAAAAUAUUUUUUUUUCAAAAUGUUCACAGUGGAAACCACUUGAAAGCUUCUCUUUAUUAUUCAUACCACUGUGCCUUUCUUUCUUUCCCACAUUGGGAACAAGUCUGGCACCAUAUGCAGAGCUAAUGGGAUUUCAUGGGAUGUUAAUAGUAAGACUAUAAGAAGAACUAAUACAGUAUUGUAUUAAUUAACAGCUGUGCUAAACUGCAGAGGGUGUUAGUGCAACCAAAAGCUUCUGUGAUUUAUACUCAGACAACA
Myiozetetes cayanensis is the source of this 2039-nucleotide messenger RNA. It is a transcript of the gene NTMT2, whose product is annotated as N-terminal Xaa-Pro-Lys N-methyltransferase 2. The record is from RefSeq and is a predicted model, not a curated record. Gene Ontology annotation, biological process: N-terminal protein amino acid methylation. NCBI's taxonomy places the organism in Eukaryota, Metazoa, Chordata, Aves, Passeriformes, Tyrannidae. Gene Ontology annotation, cellular component: cytoplasm. The transcript is spliced from 4 exons. Bases 133 to 987 code for a protein of 284 amino acids. Gene Ontology annotation, molecular function: N-terminal protein N-methyltransferase activity.